Molecule: messenger RNA, 1946 nt
Organism: Hemibagrus wyckioides
Lineage: Eukaryota; Metazoa; Chordata; Actinopteri; Siluriformes; Bagridae
Gene: cabp7b
Product: calcium binding protein 7b
Exons: 5
Coding region: 618-1259 (213 amino acids)
Molecular function (GO): calcium ion binding
Source: RefSeq, a predicted model, not a curated record
AGACGCAGCGAUUCCCCUUCAUCGUCGGGGUCAGCAUUUGUAGAGUGGCUUGCCAGCGCUUUAUUAGGAAAUCAGUGUAUCCAUCGCGGUGUUUUCGUUGCAUCCAACAUUGAAGAACGUAUUUAAAACGGCUGAUGGAAAAACUUGAUUAAACAUGCAUGUCGGGAACGAUUCCAGCAACUCGAACUGCAGUGACUAGAGGACUACCUGUAGGAUUUCAGCGGUUUAGGAGAAAAGAGCUCUAUACACAUUGUACUUUACGCGGUGUCCUCAACGUUCAUCUUUUCAUUUAAUAUGUCUAGGUACUUAUCCUUUGCAAACAGACCUAAACCCUCAUAAAACCAGACCUUGCUAACGUCUGAGCACGUUCGAAUCGGUUGCUUCUCAAUCCUAAUCGCCCUGUGCAUCCCUUCGCCAUUUUAUCGGACAGAAACCUGAAAGAUUUACAGAGACCAACCACUUCCAUGGAGUGAGCGUCACUCGGUCCGUUUUCUCCUCAUCAAAACCGAAGGAGUAAAUCAUUGUUUAGUGAGAUUUCCACCGAACGUCAUGUAGGGAAUCCGCAGUGUCCAAAGCACGGCGCACUGUGUGAAGUCUGAGCUGUUGUCAUCGCAGAGAUGCCGGUGCGCGCCGUGCCCACCAGGUUCAUGUACAGGGGACUCUGCUCGGUGCCAGACAUCCUCUCUUACGGGACUCCUGUCAGCCUCCCUGAUGAUGAAGUGGAGGAGAUCCGGGAGGCAUUUAAAGUGUUUGAUCGUGAUGGAAAUGGAUUCAUCUCAAAGCAGGAGCUGGGCAUGGCCAUGAGAUCUCUGGGCUAUAUGCCCAAUGAGGUGGAGCUGGAGGUCAUCAUCAAGAGACUGGACAUGGAUGGCAAUGGCCAGGUUGGUUUUGACGAGUUUGUAACUCUGCUUGGCCCUAAACUGACGACAACUGGCAUGCCUGACAAGUUUCACGGAACAGACUUUGACUCAGUUUUCUGGAAGUGUGAUAUGCAAAAGCUGACAGUGGAUGAGCUGAAGAGACUGCUGUACGAGACAUUCUGUGACCAUUUGACAAUGAAAGACAUUGAAAACAUCAUCAUGACUGAGGAGAGCCAUAUGAACAGCCCUGAGUGUCAAGUUAACAUUGACACAAGCCCCAUGCAACAAGUCAAGCACACAUGUGUGCGAAAGAGCUUGAUUUGUGCCUUCGCCAUUGCAUUCAUCAUCAGCGUCAUGCUUAUUGCAGCCAAUCAGAUGCUCAGAAGAGGGAUGAAGUGAGUCAACUUCCCCAUCUCUUCACUUUAGUAAAUCUAAAAUAUCCAUUACUAUGUUCCCUUUCAUCUAUAUUUUUUUGCAGCUAAACAUACUGACACUGGUGUAUAGAAAAAGAUAGAAGAAUAACUGUAAGCUUUAGGCCCAAAAGUAUAACUUUUAAGCCCUUAAUUUAUUUUGUGUCAUUUAAAAAAUAGUGAAUAUUAAUACAAAUAUUAAUAUUAAAUCAUGGUUAAUUAUUAUUUCACGGUACAGAUACAAUAUUUAUAUAUCCACUAUUAAGCAUGUUUGAGGUAACUCAUGAAAGAGAAACAGUUAGAUGGAUUUUUAUGGGUUUGUGGUAUCCCCUAGGGCUUUUCCAAAAACACUGGUCAUUGAGAUCAUUGUACUAUCAGGUUAGUAAGGAAAGAUUUAUCCAUUUUUAAACAGCCAGAGGUCAAAAACAGCAAAUACAAAAUACACACUAAACAUUAUAAAACAAGGAAUAUAGAAAACAACAAAGAAAAAUACAACAAAUAAAUGGCACAGAGUUGAUGCACAUGCAUGACUCAGUUCCAAAAUCGAAUGUAAUCGAAUGUAAACAUAAACAUGCCCGUAUCUAUAUGUUAAAAAAAAAAAAAGAAAAGAAAAAGAAAGAAAGAAAUAAUGACAAAUGACAAUAAAAAAAAGAUAGUAAUCUUAAUUGGGGCAAUG